This is a messenger RNA of Solea solea (common sole), 8290 nucleotides long. RefSeq names its product glutamate receptor, ionotropic, N-methyl D-aspartate 2B, genome duplicate a (gene grin2ba). Bases 1138 to 6282 code for a protein of 1714 amino acids. NCBI's taxonomy places the organism in Eukaryota, Metazoa, Chordata, Actinopteri, Pleuronectiformes, Soleidae. Gene Ontology annotation, biological process: excitatory postsynaptic potential; long-term synaptic potentiation; monoatomic ion transport. The transcript has 17 exons. Gene Ontology annotation, molecular function: NMDA glutamate receptor activity; transmitter-gated monoatomic ion channel activity involved in regulation of postsynaptic membrane potential. Gene Ontology annotation, cellular component: plasma membrane; postsynaptic membrane; postsynaptic density membrane. The record is from RefSeq and is a predicted model, not a curated record.
CUCAAAGAGAAUUGGCUAAAAAAAAACCUACCGGCUUCAUCAUCAAAAGGAUUUUCCCUCUUUUUCUUUCCUUUUUUCAAGCCUCUAUCUUUUUAAUCACCUCUCGUGGUCUCUGUUUUUCACCAUCACUUUCAGCCUCGCCGAAUUGACCCAAUUAUUGAUUUAUCUAUCAUUUCAUGUGUGUUCUUAGUUUUCAACAGCAUUGAUGUUCGACCACUUCACGUCAUUGACUUGCCAGCGUCAGACAGGAGUUGCCAUUUAUUUAGCAUUUUGGUGACAUUGCAGUUCAUCAGCUUGACUUCUAUCCAUUCAAAAUACAAAUGGCAGAUUUUUUGUUUUAUUUUACAAAAAUGGAAGAUGUGUUGACUCGUAUGCGUGAAGCUGACUGGAAAGAAACGGAAUAAUUUUGCGAGUGUGUGUGUUUAUCUGUGUGUGAGCUACAAAAGGAGGCACAGCAAUCGAUGGAUGCAUAGCAAACCACACAGUUCAUUUCCUUAUUCAUCUCAUCUUUUAUAUUUCCACGUUUUUUUCUGAAGGAGAUUUAAAGCCUCUUAUCUUCAUUACAUGAAGAUUAUGGGAAGUGGGACUUUUGAGCAGCCGUCACCUUGAUAAAGCCACUCUGGAUAUAGCUGUUUUUCCUGUGGAAUUACCCUUUAAAUCCUGGAUUUGAUUCCUAAUGACAAAAAUAAUUAACAAUAAUCAAAAACUGCUCUAAAUUCGGGACCCUUUUUUUUUUUUUGACACUUUUUUUUGACUGAUUUCAAUAUUUCUUUUUCAACUAUUGAAUCGGAAUGGGAUUUUACUAACACGGAUUAAAGACUCAAGCAGCAUCUUUGUCUCUUAGUUUGUAUGAUCAUUUUUUUCCUGCCUACAAAAUUGAUUAGAUUUAGCAUUUGUCAGUGUUAAGGGUUAAAUAGACUGGCUGACGUCAGACAAACAAGCAACGCUAAACAUCUCUUCAGAGGAACAGAAGUGAAGCUGCUCCUGUGGAGCACAAUUACCUCGGAAUUGCUGCUUUACCCUCCUGACCCCUCGAGGAUUUCACCUAAAACUGCUUUGAGCCUCCCUCAGUCUGAGGCUAUGAGAGGGAGAGAGGAGUCCCAGGCCGCACCAUCAUGCUACUUCUGAGACGCUGGGAUGAGUCUUUGGCUGGCAAAACACAAGGUAUUACCCUCCCACUCCUCCACCAUGCCUGUCUGCAGCUGCAGCAGCCCCUCCCUGCCUCCUGGCCAUGCUGGGUCCUCCACCUAUGCCCCCUCCAUCGCCCAGGGGCACGAGAGGCCAGCACAACCCCGACAUCCACCUCCACCUCCGCCGCUGUCACUUCACUGCCGCACCAGCAUUUCUUUCUGCCUAUCUCUUCUUCUCCUGCUCCUUUGCCUUCUCCACCUGCCCCCCGCCUGCCACUCACGGAGAGAGAAAGGUGGGGGAGGCGGCGGCGGCGGUGGUGGUCACUACAUACCCAUCCCGCAACCUCCGCCGCACCACAUGGCCCUGCCCAACAUCCUGCGAGGCCUCAGCAUUGCUGUCGUCCUGGUGGGGAACUCUAGCGAAAUGGCGCUGGCCGGGGCCCGGGAGAAAGAGGACUUUCUCCACAUGGCACCCAAUGUGGAGCUGCUGACCAUGAAUGAGACGGACCCUAAAAGCAUCAUCAAGAGCAUAUGUGACCUCAUGACUGAACACUGGCUGCAGGGUGUCGUGUUUGGGGAUGACACUGACCAGGAGGCCAUCGCCCAGAUCCUGGACUUCAUUUCAGCCCAGACGCAUAUUCCAAUUCUAGGAGUCCGUGGGGGCUCCUCCAUGAUCAUGGCUGCCAAGGAUGACCACUCCAUGUUCUUUCAGUUCGGCCCCUCCAUCGAGCAACAGGCAUCGGUCAUCCUGAACAUCAUGGAGGAAUAUGACUGGUACAUCUUCUCCAUCGUCACCACGUACUACCCGGGUUACCAGGACUUUGUCACCAAGAUCCGUAGCACCAUUGAGAACAGUUUUGUGGGCUGGGAACUGGAGGAAGUUUUAUUACUUGACAUGUCGGUCGAUGACGGAGAUUCAAAGAUCCAGAACCAGCUGAAGAAGCUCCAGAGUCCUGUUAUCCUGUUGUACUGCACAAAAGAGGAGGCCAACACCAUCUUUGAGGUCGCCCACUCUGUUGGGAUCACUGGCUACGGCUUCACAUGGAUAGUGCCCUCGCUGGUCGCUGGAGACACUGUUGUCGUGCCUGCCGAGUUCCCCACAGGUCUGCUCUCGGUGUCCUACGACGAGUGGGACUACGGCCUGGAGGCCCGUGUUCGUGACGGUGUGGCAAUAAUCACUAUGGCGACCUCCACCAUGAUGAUGGAUCGCGGACCUCACACCCUGCUGAAGUCUGAGUGCCACGGAGCUCCUGAAAAGAAAACCCCCAUCUCAGGCAACCCCAAUGAAGUGCUCAGGUAUCUGAUGAAUGUGACGUUCGAGGGACGUAAUCUGUCAUUCAGCGAGGACGGAUACCAGAUGCACCCCAAGCUGGUCAUCAUUCUGCUCAACAAGGAGAGACAGUGGGACAGGGUGGGCAAGUGGGAGAACGGCUCCCUUUCCAUGAAGUACCAUGUGUGGCCGCGCUAUGAGCUGUAUGGGGGGGCAGCAACCAGGGAGGACGACCACCUGUCCAUCGUGACUUUGGAGGAGGCUCCGUUCGUCAUCGUGGAAGACGUGGAUCCUCUGAGCGGGACCUGCAUGAGGAACACCGUUCCCUGCCGCAAGCAGAUCAAGAUAGGUAAUCAAACAAAGGAGUCGGGCAUCUACAUCAAGCGCUGCUGUAAGGGUUUCUGUAUCGACAUCUUGAAGAAGAUCGCCAAGUCUGUGAAGUUCACCUACGACCUUUACCUGGUGACCAAUGGCAAACAUGGCAAGAAGAUCAAUGGAACGUGGAACGGCAUGGUCGGGGAGGUGGUGUUAAAAAACGCUCACAUGGCUGUCGGCUCCUUGACCAUCAAUGAGGAAAGGUCAGAAGUCAUCGACUUCUCCGUCCCCUUCAUCGAGACGGGCAUCAGCGUCAUGGUCUCCCGGAGCAACGGCACUGUGUCUCCUUCGGCCUUCUUAGAGCCCUUCAGUGCGGAUGUGUGGGUGAUGAUGUUUGUGAUGCUCUUGCUGGUGUCAGCAGUGGCUGUGUUUAUAUUCGAGUACUUCAGCCCUGUGGGCUACAACCGCUGUCUGGCUGACGGCAGAGAGCCUCAUGGUCCGUCCUUCACCAUCGGUAAGGCCAUCUGGCUGCUGUGGGGUCUGGUCUUCAACAACUCUGUGCCGGUGCAGAACCCCAAAGGCACCACCAGUAAGAUCAUGGUGUCAGUGUGGGCCUUCUUUGCUGUCAUCUUCCUGGCCUCGUACACUGCCAAUCUGGCCGCUUUCAUGAUCCAGGAGGAAUACGUGGACCAGGUAUCGGGUCUCUCGGACAAAAAGUUCCAGAGUCCCAAUGACUUUUCGCCUCCAUUUCGGUUUGGCACCGUCCCAAACGGGAGUACAGAGAGGAACAUUAGGAACAACUAUCCAGAAAUGCACUCCUACAUGACCAAGUUCCAUCAGAGAAACGUCAAUGAGGCCCUGGCGAGUCUCAAGGCUGGCAAACUAGACGCUUUCAUUUAUGACGCCGCCGUCCUGAACUACAUGGCUGGCAGGGACGAGGGCUGCAAGCUGGUGACCAUUGGCAGCGGCUACAUCUUUGCCACCACGGGAUACGGCAUCGCCAUUCAGAAGGAGUCGCUCUGGAAGAGACACGUGGACCUGGCCAUCCUGCAGCUCUUUGGAGACGGUGAGAUGGAGGAGCUGGAGUCCCUGUGGCUGACGGGGAUCUGCCACCACGAGAAGAACGAGGUGAUGUCCAGUCAGCUGGACGUGGACAACAUGGCGGGCGUCUUCUACAUGCUCGGCGCCGCCAUGGCCCUGUCACUCAUCACCUUCAUUUGUGAGCACUGGUUCUACUGGCAGCUUCGCUUCUGCUUCAUGGGCGUCUGCUCCGGCCAGCCCGGCUUCGUCUUCUCCAUUAGCAGGGGCAUCUACAGCUGUAUCCACGGCGUGCAGAUAGAGGAGAAAAGCAGUUCAGCACUGAACUCCCCGUCAGCCACCAUGAACAACACCCACUCCAACAUCAUGCGCCUGUUGCGCACCGCCAAGAACAUGGCCUCGCUCUCAGGGGUGAACGGCUCGCCACACAGUGCUCUGGACUUCAUCCGUCGGGAAUCCUCGGUUUAUGACAUCUCUGAACACCGGCGUAGCUUGGCGGGCCACUCGGACUGCAAGCCGCCGUAUAUACCGGAAGACAACAUGUUCAGCGAUUACAUCAGUGAGGUGGAGAGGACGUUUGGCAACCUCCACAUGAAGGACAGUAAUCUGUACCAGGACCAUUACCUGCAUCACCAUGGCUCGACUCCAGGGCUCAGCGGACCUCCUCCCAACAGGCCCCUCAGUUUGGGCAGCGCUAGUUCACUGGAGGGCGGCAUGUUCGAUUGUGACAGCCUCGGUGGUGGGGUGGCCCCUAUUUUUACCACGCAGCCCUGCUCUGCACUGACCCACAGGAACAUGAGCAAGUUUGACUUGCUGUCUGGGCAGACUCCGCCCUCAGGCCAGGGCUUCACAGGAGCCCUGCCAGACCUGUAUGGGAAGUUCUCCAGUUCCACCUACAUCCCUGGACCCAGCUAUAUUCCAGGCAGAGGAGAUGAUGAUGGGAAUAUACGCUCAGAUGUCUCAGACAUUUCCACGCACACUGUAACAUAUGGAAACCUGGAGGGCAACGCCAAGAAGCGCAAAAAGUACCGUGAUAGCUUGAAAAAGAGGCCGGCCUCUGCCAAGUCCAGACGGGAGCUGGACGAGAUUGAGCUCGGCUACAGGAGGAAACCGUACCACAUCAGCCAUCACCACUACCACAACCACCGCUCUGCCUCUCCACCACCUUUGCCCUCUGAACGCAAGAGAGGAGGAGGAGGAGGAGGAGGAGGAGGUGGAAACAAUGAUGACAAUUCAUAUCUCUUCAGAGAAAAGGAGAGUGUUAGGGAUUUUUAUUUGGACCAGUUUCGGCCCAAGGAGGGCGUCCCUCAGUGGGAGCAUGUGGACCUGACCGAGGGCCCUAGGAAUAGAGAUGGGGGUGUGGGGCCUCUGGUGCCAGUGGAUGACUUUCUUAAGAGUAAACCCAAAAAGUCUGACUCAAAGGGUGGAGGAUCUGGGUUGGCAGGGGGAGAGUGGGAAUGCAGGAACUGUCGGGCUAGCGGGGGAGGAGGGAGCAAGCAGAUGUCCAUGCAUGGAGGAGGGGGUGGGUAUGGUGGUGGUAUGAGCUGCGGGUCUUCGGCAGGCGGAGGAAACAGCCGGCCCAGCUCUGCAACCUGCAUGCGCUGCGAGGGCUGUAAAAAGACAGGGAACCUCUAUGAUAUCAGCGAGGACAACAACCACCUCUUGGAACAGAUGGGUGAAGGCCAAGGUGGGGGAGGAGGUAUGGGCGCAGGCCCUCAAUCUCAGGCCCAGCAGAGGAGGAAGAGUGGAGGAUUCGGCAAACCACUACGGCGGCAGCACUCGUACGACGCAUUUGUUGACCUUCAGAAAGAGGAGUCAGGUGGGAUGGGAAGUAUGAUGGGGGGUCUGGGUGGAGGCAUGAGCGGCGCCGGCAUGGGAGGGAUGCUGCCCCCACCCAGGAGCGUUAGUUUGAAGGAGAAAGAACGCUACAUGGAGGGCACCAGCCCCUUCGCACACAUAUUUGAGCGUCACGGUGGAUCGGAGAGAGAACGGGAAAGGGACAGAGAUCCGUUGUUUUAUGGAGGUGAGGGCCGGAAAGGACCUGGCUCACCAUUCGGCCUGUUUAGAGGUGGAGAGGGCCUCCACCGCCGCUCCGUUGGUGAGAGGGACAUGAGAGACAGGGAUAGGUCUUUGAUGGAAGGAGGAGGUGGAGGAGCUUUUUCUUUAUCCAAAUCUCUUUACCCUGAUCGGGUAAACCAAAACCCCUUUAUACCCACCUUUGGUGACGACCAGUGUCUGAUGCACGGAGCCAAACAAUAUUACAUGAAAAAGCAACAGCAGCAGCAGCAGCAACAAGUUGCCAAAAACAGCCGAAGUGACUUGAGGGGCCAGAUGAGCACGACGUCAUAUCUGCCAGCAUCUGCCACGGCCGGGGUGGUGUCCAAUGUAGCACCCCGGUUCCCAAAAGAGCUCAGCCUUGGUGGAAUGAACCACCACGGCUCCAUGCUGGGGGUCGGACCCCCGCGUCCCUUCAAUGGAAGCAAUGGCCAUGUGUACGAGAAACUCUCCAGUAUUGAGUCUGAUGUGUGAAAGAAAAAGUAAUGGAGGAGGAGGAGGAGCAGACGAGGGCAACGGAGAAGGAGGAGGAGGAGAGGGAUCCAGUGCUUAGAGAUCAGGGAUGAUUUUAAAAGAUGCUGUUCACACACACACUGCACAUCUGGAUCAUAUCAGACACGAGAGAUGAAAGGCAAAGGAGGAAAAGACUGAAUGGUAGAGUUCAAUCUUGCAUCAGGACACUCUGAGGAGGUGUGGAUUGUUAACCCUCUUUCAGAAAUGGCCAAAGCUCCUCUACAUUUGUGUCCUAACAUGGUCAAUUAACGUUCCCCUCAACUCACAGAGUCCAUCAAUUCACCCUCCAGUGAGGCAGAAUCAACGUACUCGGUUAUUAACACAGCGGGACGACACCUCGUCCUCGUUUGAUAUCGGACACGUGAGCCUGGUGUUAUUUGAUAGCUGUCUGAGAGCUGAGAGCUCCCGCCGAGAGCUUUUGAGGAAAGACUGCGAGAGCGGAGAGUGGAGAGAGAGAGAGAGAGAGAUGGAGAGAGAGGAGUGAACUGGCCAUCUGCCCCUGUGUCACCACUGAAAGAAGACAUUGUCACGUUUACCAGAGCUGUGACACAGGAGGUGACGAGUGGAAGGAGACAGCUUAGUCGUGCACUCUCUCCUCCUCCUCCUCCUCCUCCUCCUCCUCCUCAUCCCCGACGCCAAAAGAGCCGAUCUUGUUUGCUAUGAGAAAUACAAUCAUAAAUGAUAAUAACAUAUUCUUAUAGAAAAAAAAAAAAAACAGGGUAUCAGAACAACAAUAAUAUUGAUGACAUUGUGAAUAAUGAUGUUAGUAUUGUUUAUGAUAACACAGCUUUUUUCUUCUUUCAUUUCUUGUUAUUAGAAUCUUUCACUGCUGUUUUUAGUACCUGUAAUAGUAUUGAGUUUGCUCCUGGUGACAGCAGCAAGGCUAUUCUGUUGAAAGACUAAGUCAUUCUCUUUUCUUUUCUUUUCUUUUCCUCUUUGUUGACUCUUUUUACUCCAUGCUCAUUUCUUUAUUUGCUCCUUGUGGAAAAACGACAGGAUCUCACAGAGGCGUUUGGAGCCGACACAACCUCGACUUGACAUUUCAAGAGACAUCACAAAUCAAGUGCACACAAACAGACUCAAACACACACUCGGUUUGCACGUGUGUUACUGUGAACAACACGUUAUUUGUUUGUUUUUUUUUGUCACAAGCUGAAGAUACUGAGAGGAAGGACGUGCCUUAACGGUCUCCAGUGGAUGUGUCCUCCAGUUUACGCGUGGCUCUGGACGCGGCAGCACCAGGACGGACCCGGCGUGCUGUUUGUGCUGCUGCUGUUUGUGCUGCUGCUGCUGCUGCUGCUGCUGCUGCUGCUGCUGCUGUGUUUUCCUCUUCACGCUCAUGAGCCAAAACUGCAGUAAACAUUUACAGCAGGCUUGAGACGACGACGCUGCCGUUGAGAUGUUUUAUAACUUUGUGAAAUAAUUUCAUAUGUCAAAGUAUGGGCAGCGCUUUUUAUGAAGCGCUCGUAUUCAGGACGUCCCACUGUCACGGAUUGACCGAUGGGUCUCACUUCACAACACGGCAGCCUUUAGACCACUUGUUUUAUUCAGGUUACAUAACAAUAGUCACCAGGCACUUACUUUCUUUGGCCUCUCACUAGUAUCUCGCAGACGGCAUUACUUUUCCGCUCAUGUAAGGAGUCUGAGAGGCGCGCGAUCGCAGACAGGUUUUUUUUUCUCCCAGACAAUAUAUGCACUGUCCUUUAGUCGGCAAACUGCUCCAGAGAACACGUGAGCGUCGCUGCCCUGUGACAAUGGCGCUGAGGAGGAUGUCUAUUUGAGAGAGGCCUCUCGAACGCUGACUUGAGGCGGCCAUCUUGUGAAAGCUUUCAGGCUUUUCUGCUUUGACUCAUGACGUUCAGUCUUUUUCGGUUGGAGAGGCCUCGUUUAUUGCACAGGACCUUUUUACUCAGUGUAGGUUCAGGCACUCGGUAGACAUGCCUUAUCAUCCCCCCCUCCACCCCCCCCC